AGGAUUUCUCAAAAAACUCGAGUAACCUCUCUCCGCUUUUUUCUCACGGACGACUCCUUCAAUUUUUCUCGACUACAUCGUACAGGUUGGUAGUUGUACUUACAUCAAAUCAUUAACGUAGAGUAGAAGAUUGUUGGAAAGCCGAUUGUUGGAACACUAACACUAUCUUCAUCAAGUCAAAAUCAAAAACUUGUACUCUCAUCUCUCUUUUUGAGAUUGAGAAACUAGCAUCGACAACAUUACUACGAAGAGUGCUUGCGCUUCUACAACAACAUUUUUUUUGGUUGUUCUCCUUCCACCUAGUUUGAAGAUCAAAAAAUAUGUCGGCUAGAGGUGGUUUUCGCCCUGCGGACCGCGAACGCGGCGUGUCGCCACCGUCGGGAAAGACACAACCAGGACGAGCUUCUCAACAGGCCUCGCAAGUCCUUGACAGAAUGAAAUGUAAUGAUCCACUUUUUCUAGCUAUACAGGUGAAGCUGUUCUUGGAAUUUUUGGAUCAUCGCGAUGACGAUUCUGGGUGACUUGACCAUUUUUGAGGAAUCCAUUCUCUUUGAUAUUUAUCUGUAAAUUCGUUUAUCUAGGAUACAUGUAGUUGUUGACAAGUAUGUAGUUGAUAUCCAUCAUAAUCUUCAAUCGAUUGGAAUUUCUUCUAUUUUCCUUCCAAACACCACUCACCAGAUGGAGAAGGGGACCACAAGGCGGCAGCAGGCAGAGACUCAUCCGCCCCCGUUGAAAAUGUUGGAGGAGAGCUGCCCUCUGAGCGUCUUUUGCGAGUGCACAAUGAUAUGACGCAGGUGAUAGGGGCUAUCGAAUCUCUUCAGGCAGAAAAUCUGCGUCUCAGGCUCAAGGCCAUGAAAACUCUGCGCACUCUCUUCGGAACACUCUUUGCGGUACGCUACUAUCAGAAUGUUACUUAGUUCUUGUAGCUGUAAAUCUUUCUAUCUUUCUACUUAAGGCACUUUCUAUGUUCUGAGGACGAUUCUAAAGCUGAAGUAGUCGUUUCUCCAAAAAUAAAAUGAUUAAGUAAAGAGAAAAAACAAAUUGCUCGACUACUACCACCAACAUAUUUAUAUGAUUUAGAUUUUAAUACCGUUGUCAAGACACCAAAAAACCCUCAAAUCAGACUGACAACAAAGUGAAUCUGAAACACUUUUUUGGCGAGUGGAAGGAUCACUGGCACAUGCACAAACAAGCGCUUGCUGUGGACGGUGCGAUCGAGGAAACUCGUAAAAAAUCCGGUCUCGAGUACGAGUCUGAGAUUCAAAAAAAUUUGGUACAACUUAUUUUACUCUUAUUUCUUCUCUAGAGUCUGCUCCUGCAGUAAAGAUUUCUCAUUGAACAACAACGAUUUCUUUUAGUUCGUCAUGUCAUCGUGAUCGUCAUACUGUAACUACUAGUCGAAAAAUUUUGAAGAAGGAAGAUGCAGUUGAACAAGUCACUAACUUGAAAGUCUCAUCUUUUAUCUUUUUCUUCUUCAUGAACAGAAACAUUAACAUGCAGUUUCUCUUUCGCGAAACCAAAGAGUGGAGAACGAAUUGAUGAUCGUCGGAAUCAUACUAGAGUUGUUGACCAUGACGACCACUAGCACUAUCAAAUGCAAGUCAAACCUCUUCAGGAUACCCACAAAGAUGCAGUCCAGACGAUGAUAGAGGAGCACAACGACAAGAUGGAUGAGAUCCGAGACGCACACGCCCAAGAAAAGAUGGCCGCUGCCGGCAAGCUGCGCGCAAGCAUAUCACAACAUGAGGAUAAGAUGCAAGAGCUGCAGGACGAACAUUCAAAGAACAAAGCUGCAUUGGUAGCAUAUGUUGAAAUGAUAAAGAUCAUCACUAAUCACCCCCGAUAAAUCGCUAAAUCAUGUUGAAGAAUCCGAUAAGUUUGAGGUCUUUGAAGGAUAAAGAGCCAGAAUUUCUUCAAUAACAUCAACAUGAACUAUCAAAUCUUUUGCCAAAAUAACAGAUCCAGCAACAUCGUGAGUCGUUGAUGGCAGCACAUCAGAAACACAUCGAUACGCAAGAGGAAUUUGAUGCAGUCGUUGCGAAAAACGAAAGGGAGGUUGCUGAGCUCACAUUGGAAAAUAAGCAGGUACUACCUCGAAUGAUUUUUUUAGGAACUACCAAGAACCGGAAGAAUAAGAACAUGGAAGUAGAGGGACUAACUGUGCCUAUCAUUAUCGUUUGCCACUCUUCUACUGACGGGGUCACGACCAUCUGCAUUAAAUAGAGUUCUUUUUCCAUUCGAUGAAAAUGACAGACUCCGCCGUCAUUCACACUGAAACGUUCAUAGCCAUGAUAGACCUACCACCUUUCUUCCGUACUCAAUUUCGCAGCUUGAGAAGAAGCUUGCGAAGGCCCAAGCCAACGAAAAGAAGUACCGUCAGGGGUUGAAGAAUUUGCAGGCGAUACUGGGUAACCUCGAUCUGGAGCAAAUGUCCACUGACGAUUUGUCUAAGUCUCAGGGUGAUGCAGCCGGCAAGGAGAAGGACGCUGAUGAGGCAGAAUACAUGAAGGAUGCUUUGAACGAAAUCCUCGAACAAGUGGAUCCUCGCUACUUGGGCCGAUCGGCACCCGCCUAAGUACUCGAGAGAACAAACGUCGAGAUCAUGGACUUGGACAUUUUGUUAGUGGAAGAACUGGAUUUGGAACUGGAUACGAUCCAAAUUUGUGCUCAUUGUAUACGUAUCCAGUGAGGACUUGGUCUUCCAGCUAAGAUGAGCUGGACGAGGGAUUCUUUGCCGCAUGAAUGCAUCAUUUGAGGGGUUUAUAGGAUGCUAACGGUGAAUAAAAAAUUUUUUUUUUGUCGGGAAAAAGAUUUCAGCAAGUAGUGCAAAUAUUGAAUUGGUGUAAAAUCGAAAUCGUCAUAGAGUGGGCUAAGCGCAAGAAAAUCUUUGGACCAGUCAACACACAGCGAAAUCAACCACUAAGAUCGUCAAAAUAUGUGCUAUUUUUCGAUGAAUAGAGUGGGAACGUCGUGAACGGAGACGUGCAUAGAAGGUAACGCAUUUUCAACAACAGAAACGAGUAACAUAAAGACAUGCUUGAAACAUCAUCGUAAUUUCAUAUAUAAUCGCAUACUCAUACGUAAUAUAGUAUUGAAGAUGGGAAAGUAUUGAAAAAUCGGGAGCCUCUUGGCAUGUAAGUAAGAGAAAAUUGUACGCUUAAAACGAAAUUAUUCAUGGGGAAAACAGACAUUUUUAUCAACAAGUAGAUAAAGAUACGCAAACGCAUUUGAAUUUGUAAACGAUCUUGGGCUAUUGGGCAUCAUUCGACUAACCAUGUACAUUGGCAUUGGAAACGAUUGGGAAAUAUAUUAAAACCGAAACAUAUUGAUCGAACCUACCGACACUAGUCGUGAAACAUCCAGGGCUAUUCAAGAACUACAUAGCCAGUAGAUUGAGUCGUGCUUGCAGCAAAUCGACGUUAGAGCGUAUCAACUGGAGGACCAUCAAUGCGCGGCUAGGUACCUACUAGUUGCUUGAAGAAGAUCUGAGCAACGAUUUUCCGAGAACCGAUUUUCUAGUAAUUCUUUAGUCAUACGGAAUAAACAUCGCGUGGGAGGGAUGCUCAGGUUGAUGUUAGGGCGACGGAUGUCUUCUCAAGAAUAUGCGUUCGAUGAUAAAAAUUUGAGUGGGCAUCGGGGUACCUGGCUGCUUUUGCUUACAGCAAACCCCUGAAGCUGAUCUAUAACGAAGAUUUGUGGUUGUUCGUUCAUGGACGCGAAAGCUCGGGCUGAGAAGGAG
Amoebophrya sp. A25 is the source of this 3739-nucleotide messenger RNA. The record is from the annotation of a GenBank genome assembly. NCBI's taxonomy places the organism in Eukaryota, Dinophyceae, Syndiniales, Amoebophryaceae.